Molecule: messenger RNA, 3115 nt
Organism: Diachasmimorpha longicaudata
Lineage: Eukaryota; Metazoa; Arthropoda; Insecta; Hymenoptera; Braconidae
Product: U2 snRNP-associated SURP motif-containing protein
Exons: 11
Coding region: 263-3115 (950 amino acids)
Biological process (GO): RNA processing
Cellular component (GO): nucleus
Molecular function (GO): RNA binding
Source: RefSeq, a predicted model, not a curated record
AGUUCAGACCAAUUCAGUUGUGUGAGGCACAACGGAGAACCCUCCACCUGGCAAGAAUUUUUCAAUUUCUACCAUUGAUUUCGUUCGCUAAGAAUUUAUUAAUCAGUUGACGUGAGAUUAUACCGCCUCGUAAAAAUAAUUGUCUGUCGUUGUAGUGAUUUGACCAGUGGGAGAGAUAUCUCCUUUUGUCAGGGGUACCCGGAGCAUUUGUGUUGUAACAAUGUUGGGUUUUUAGGUUAAAUAUAGAGAUACAACUAGUGAAAUGGCGGAAAAGGCGAUAAUGAAGCAAAUCGCUGAGCAAAAGCUCAAGGCAUUCUCAAUCGGAACUAUGGGCAAGCGACCGUUGAGUAAGAAGGAGGUGGAGGAGCAGAGGAAGAAGGAACAAGAGCAAGCCGCUGCUCAAGCCUUUGAGGAGUUUGUUGCCACCUUUCAAGAGACACCCAACAAAACAACCAGUAAAGUUUGGGUCAAAGCUGGUACUUACGAUGCUGGUAAGAGGCAGGAGGACACCAGGGAGAAGGGAAAACUCUAUAAACCACAGUCCAAAAUAUCGGAACUCGUGGACAGCAGAUCGUCUGCUGAACAGGCACAGGAGUAUGCCAAGCUUCUUGGCAGCAAUGAACGCAAAGCUGACAGACUUGGAAAGAAGAAGAAGGAGGGUGAGAAGAAGAAGAGCAAUUUGGAGUUAUUCAAAGAAGAGCUCAAGAUGAUUCAGGAGGAGAGGGAGGAGAGGCACAAGUACAAGGGGGCUGUGAAGAAUGUUAUCACUACGCAGUCGGAGGAUCCUAUGUUGGCUGCCUUGAAGUGUGUUGAAGAUGGGUCUUUUGAUAAUGGUGAUCCCAACACCACUAACCUGUAUUUAGGAAAUUUAAAUCCUAAAAUCACAGAGCAACAGCUGAUGGAGAUAUUCGGAAAAUUCGGACCUCUAGCUAGCAUCAAAAUUAUGUGGCCGAGGAGUGACGAGGAGAAGGCUAGACAGAGAAAUUGCGGAUUCGUCGCAUUCAUGAGCAGGCGGGAUGGGGAAAGAGCAUUGAAAAGUCUCAAUGGUCGAGAUAUAAUGCAAUACGAAAUGAAACUGGGCUGGGGUAAAAGUGUGCCAAUACCACCAUAUCCAAUCUACAUUCCACCAGCCCUGAUGGAGCUCACCCAACCACCACCACCCUCCGGCCUUCCCUUCAACGCUCAACCACACCGUCGUGAUAGACACAAGAUACCACGUAUCCGCAACCUCCAGAGCGCGGACCCCCAGGAAAAGGAAAACUUUGAAAAGAUAUUGCAGAAUGCUGUUGUCAAAGUGGUUAUUCCAACAGAAAGGAACUUAGUAAUGUUGAUACAUAGAAUGGUGGAAUUCGUCAUUCGGGAGGGACCCAUGUUCGAGGCCAUGAUCAUGAAUAGAGAACUCAACAAUCCGAUGUUCAGAUUUUUAUUUGAGAACUACUCACCAGCCCACACGUAUUAUCGGUGGAAGUUGUAUUCAAUUCUGCAGGGAGAUGGGCAGAAGGAGUGGCAGACGGAUGAUUUUCGCAUGUUCAAAGGAGGAAGUGUAUGGAGACCACCUCCGAUAAAUCCGUGGACUCAGGGGAUGCCUGAGGAAUUAAUUGAAGUCGAGGAGAGACAGGAACCAAGACGAGGAAGCUUAUCGAAUAGCCAAAGAGACCGACUAGAAGACCUCCUUCGAAAUAUUUCUCCGGAGCGUUUGAAAGUAGCAGAAGUGAUGGUGUUCUGUAUUGAGCACGCAGAAGCAGCUGAAGAAAUAUGUGACUGCAUAGCAGAGUCUCUCUGCAUUGUGCAGACACCCGUUAGCAAGAAGAUUGCACGUCUCUACCUGAUCUCCGAUAUUCUCCACAACUGUGGAGUCAAGAUGACGAAUGCCACUAUCUACAGGAAGGCGUUUGAGGCGCGUCUCCUUGGGAUAUUCGUGGAGGUUCACGAAGCCUGUAAACAGUUCGAGAGUAAAUUGAAAACCGAGAGUUUUAAGGCCCGUGUAAUGAGGAUCUUUAGGGCCUGGGAGGAUUGGGCAGUUUAUCCUCGAGACUUCCUCGUCAGACUCCAGAAUACGUUCCUAGGGCUCGUCACGACUGACGAGCCAGAAGCCGUCGAAGAUGAGGAUAUUGAUGGGGCGCCUCUGUCAGAUGCCGAUGGAGAUCCUAACGAGGAUUUGGAUGGAGUACCUCUUGAUGGUGCUGCUCUCCUCAAGGGGGCCAUGAAGCUCGGAUUGACCCCUCAACCCAGCAAUAAUUAUGACGACAUCGAUGGUAUCCCCAUGGAUGAUGACAUUGACGGCAUUCCAAUGGAUGACGACAAUCGUUCCAACUCUAGAGGUAAAUCCAACGAGAAGAAGCUAAUUAUGCCGGCAGGAUUCGUACCCUCCAGGUGGGAGACUGUAGAUCCUGAUCAGGUCGAGGCACAGGCUAUGACGACGAGCAAAUGGGAGGAAUUGGAGCAGAACGACGACUCCAAUUCGCAGGAUGCUAGCAUGGAUUCUGGGGGGAGGGAUUACAAUGAGGAGAGGCGAACCAGAUUGAGGGAGAUUGAGGUCAAGACUAUGCAGUAUCAGGAUGAGCUGGAGAGUGGCAGGAGGAGUCUCAAGUCGGGGAUGACCAUCCAGGCGCAGGUCGAGCAUUACAGGAAGAAACUCAUUAGAAAGUACGCUUUACAGAGUGAAAGAGAUACGAAAGACCACAAGAUUGAGGAAAGAGACGAUGAGAGAAGACGUGAACGACGUAGAAGCGCUUCCUCAGACUCGUCAGUUCACUACAGAGAUAAAAGGAGAACCUCCCCGAAUUCUCCCCCAAAAUCGCGUGAGAAGUACAGAUCGCGUAGCAGAUCCCCCAGGAGUAAGCGAAAAUCCCGUUCACCCCACAGAAAACGGGCGCCAGUGACGCCAUCACCCCCCAGAAUUCGCAUGACUCCAUCGCCCGUGUUCUCCUCGUCGAGAUCAUCUCGACGAUCCCCUGGUAGCGAGAGGAGUGAAAGAAGCGACAGAAGUGAACGCAAGAGGCGAGCCAGGUCUCCUUCUAUGUCUCCACCACCACCACCCAGGAGUAACGUAAAACAUCGGGGCAGCAGCCCCUCGUCACCCGCGAGAAAACACAGACACAAGCACAAAUAUUGA